This is a messenger RNA of Sitodiplosis mosellana (orange wheat blossom midge), 2468 nucleotides long. RefSeq lists its product as uncharacterized. The coding region runs from base 623 to 2236 and encodes 537 amino acids. The record is from RefSeq and is a predicted model, not a curated record. The transcript has 9 exons. NCBI's taxonomy places the organism in Eukaryota, Metazoa, Arthropoda, Insecta, Diptera, Cecidomyiidae.
UUGAAGUUGAUUUUCUUUUUCGUUCAUUUGUCGCUAUCGCAAAUUUUAGUCUCAUUCAUGUUUGAGUGGGAAAAGUGUUUUUUUUCACAUUUCCUUUAGCAAUUUUAUAAUUGCUACUUGGAGUGAACUUCCAUACAGUCAUCAAAUAAUAAAACAUACGAAAUUUUCUUUUCAUUUCCCAAACAUGGACUGAACGAAAUUUAACAAUGAAAAGUGUCUUUUCGCAUUUUAAAUUCAUACAAUUAGCACAUACAAGUAUAUUUUUGAUAAAUUUUUUUUUCUUUUUUUUGUUUGACAUAAGUAAGACAGUUUUUAAAACGGGUAUACAAGUGAAUUUUUAAUGAAACGUAAAAAUAAUCGUUAGCAAAGAAAAUACACCAAUCUAAAUUAGUGCACAAAUGGUGUCGAACCUUAUCGCAUGCAUAUAAAGAACAACAUCGAAAGCAAUUUGGAAAACAUUAACGCAGCGGAACACACACACCAGCCAAUCAAGUGGUAGCUUAACAUAGACGAACGAUAUCAUUUCGCACGAAAAUUGUAAAUUGUGCUCUAAAUACAGACAGUUUGUGUUCGUGUGCAAAAGUUUGCACGAGUAGCACAGCGAAUCAAGGUCGGCUGAAAUAUGGUUGAUUUGCAAGCAAGCGAUCAGAAUAAUUGUCGAAAAUGUUCCGAUGGUAAAGUGAAAAUUUUAAUGGAUCGAACGCCAAGCUUUUUAAAAUCGAAAUUUUUAUCAGUGCUCGGCAGUAGUAAUGACCUAAUUAAUGGGCUCACCACAAAGCUUGAUAUUUCAGCCAACAUGAGUUCAUCGUCAGAAUCACAUUCCAACGAUCGUGAUUCGAAUAAGAACAGCGCCAAACAAGCCGAUGAAGUCUCUUUGGAUGAAAAUAUAAUUGAUUUUGAAUCGCGAAAAGUGAAAGAGCGUCGAGCUCAUGACGAAGUAUCAACGGGAAAAUAUCGUCAUCCGAACUUUAUAGCACGGAGUAAGGCAACGAAUGCGAAAAAAUGCAACAUAAUCGAUACAAAUCCAGAGUCUUCAUUUAGCGAAAGUAAUAGUAAUUCGAUGUUAUCAAAAACCCCAACGUCGGUGCACACAUUGGCCGGUGACGUGCCCAAGGCAGAUUCAAUCGAUACGAAUCAGCACAUGGACAAAAUGAGCUUAUCGAUUCCACCAGGUACUGCCGCAUACGUUCCGAAUAGCGAAUUAGACCUUCAGCAAUUCAGUUUGAGCGAGGCCUCAGUUGAAUUAAAACGAUGGGAUUAUUCAAAUUCCGAUCAUUCCAUACAAUCGCUAAAAUCGAUUGCGAGUCUCGAAAGUCAUUGCGAAGAUGAUACACUGGAUUUUAUGCGACGCUAUGUGGAUAUUCUAUUUGACAAUAGUGCACAGCUAACAUUGGAGCUGAAAUCCGAUUUUGGCCUUAAGUCAAGGACUGAAAUCGGACGACUGUUAUUUGCCCGUUUGGUCAGUGCACAACGUGCACGUUCGAAACGUGUUAGUGAAAAUACAUUUUAUUCAUUGGUCCAGCAUUUUGCCAUCGUUUUAUUCGAAUGCAACGAAAUGGAUGACUUUUCACCGGCCAAAAUCCUGAUGAACAUGUGCUUCACCUUUUUCUAUGAAGUUGAAGUGCCUGGAUGUGAACCAUAUCGAGAAUAUCUCUAUACAUACCUGCGUUAUCAGCCAAUUUGGCAAGCGAUUCGCUUUUGGAAUGCCGCUUAUUUUGAUGCCGUACAAAGUGAACGAAGCCAUCGUCCAAUUCCACAAACAAUCACCGUCAAAAUCGAGUCUGAUUCGAGCGAUGAGGAUCUGAGCUCCGGUGCGAAAUCCGUUCAACGACAUUUAGCUAGAGAUGUUCAAACCAAUUUGGAUAUGAUAAAAGACGAUCAAGAAUUCCAACGAAACAUUUGUUUCGGACAACUCGGCACAUUCACCUGCAACAUGCAUGCAUUUGGUCUAAACAAAGAGCUCUGUGAUGAAUUUCUACGGAAACAAAGCGUUAUUUCGAAUAUAACCAAAGAACCACGAGUGUAUCGUAUUACCCUUUUUCAGAACAAGAGAAGAUGUUGCACGACAAUAUCAACCGAAUGUACAAAGAGACAGAUAAAUGGCGAGCCAACUAAACAACUUCCGAUAGCGUCAAACGAUAAUGGCCUAAAUUUUAAGAAAAAAAGAAUCGUCAACACAAUUAUAUAUUUUCCUGAAUCUCGUAGCGAUUUUAGAGACCGCUAUCGUACUAUAUAGCCAGAUCACAAAUUUUUAGAUAGGUGCUGUUAGUGUUAAUAACUUCAAUCACAAUAUGAAAACAAUUUCCGUACAUUUGUUUACAAAACAUUUAUUUUCUAAUGAUAAUGACAAAUCUAGAUAAUUACUAUAUUCUCUCUGUGUCUUCUACUAUCAAUUUUAAUUCAGUUGGUUAUGGUUGCCACAAUUAUGAAAUAAAUAUGAAUUCGAUUAUAAAAAUGUUAAGACGAAU